Penicillium longicatenatum is the source of this 1377-nucleotide messenger RNA. RefSeq names its product RuvB family ATP-dependent DNA helicase pontin (gene rvb1). The transcript is spliced from 3 exons. The record is from RefSeq and is a predicted model, not a curated record. NCBI's taxonomy places the organism in Eukaryota, Fungi, Ascomycota, Eurotiomycetes, Eurotiales, Aspergillaceae. Gene Ontology annotation, biological process: box C/D snoRNP assembly; chromatin remodeling; regulation of transcription by RNA polymerase II. The coding region runs from base 1 to 1377 and encodes 458 amino acids. Gene Ontology annotation, cellular component: NuA4 histone acetyltransferase complex; Ino80 complex; R2TP complex. Gene Ontology annotation, molecular function: ATP hydrolysis activity; DNA helicase activity; ATP binding.
AUGGUCCAAAUCAGUGAAGUCAAGGGCAACUCGCGCGAGAACAGGACCGCCACGCACACGCACAUCAAGGGUCUAGGCUUGCGCUCCGAUGGCACCUCAGAAACAUCCGGUGAUGGAUUUGUGGGACAGGCUGCUGCCCGAGAGGCUUGCGGCGUGAUCGUCGACCUCAUUAAGGCCAAGAAGAUGGCUGGCCGAGCUGUGUUGCUCGCCGGUGGCCCCGGUACCGGAAAAACAGCGCUCGCUCUUGCUGUAUCCCAGGAGCUGGGAACCAAGGUUCCAUUUUGUCCUAUCGUUGGCAGCGAAAUCUACUCUGCAGAGGUCAAGAAGACAGAAGCUUUGAUGGAAAACUUCCGACGAGCAAUUGGUCUGCGAGUCCGGGAAACUAAGGAGGUGUACGAGGGUGAAGUGACCGAACUGACUCCGGAGGAGACUGAGAACCCGCUGGGUGGCUAUGGACGAACUAUCAGCCAUUUGAUCAUCGGACUUAAGUCUGCUAAGGGCAGCAAGAAGCUCCGUCUGGAUCCUAGCAUCUACGAAGCUAUCCAAAAGGAGCGCGUCACUGUUGGAGAUGUCAUCUACAUCGAGGCCAACACUGGAGCGUGCAAGCGUGUUGGACGGUCCGAUGCCUACGCAACUGAGUUCGAUCUCGAGGCGGAGGAGUACGUGCCCGUCCCCAAGGGUGAGGUUCACAAGAAGAAGGAGAUUGUGCAGGACGUUACUUUGCAUGAUUUGGAUAUGGCCAACGCCCGGCCACAAGGUGGACAGGAUGUGAUGAGCAUGAUGGGGCAGUUGAUGAAGCCCAAGAAAACCGAGAUUACCGAUAAGUUGCGCCAGGAGAUCAACAAGGUUGUGAACCGGUAUAUCGACCAGGGAGUGGCUGAGCUUGUUCCUGGUGUUCUCUUCAUUGACGAGGUUCACAUGCUUGACAUUGAGUGCUUCACAUACCUGAACCGUGCUCUCGAGUCCUCCAUCUCUCCCAUUGUCAUCCUUGCCUCCAAUCGCGGCCACACCGUCAUCCGGGGCACUGACGACAUCAGCGCCGCCCACGGCAUCCCACCAGACCUGCUGGCCCGUCUCCUUAUCAUCCCCACUACCCCUUACAACCCUGACGAGAUCAAGACCAUUAUCCGACUCCGCGCCAAGACCGAGGGCCUUAGUAUCACCGAACCCGCCUUGGACAAGGUCGCUGAGCACGGCAGCAAGGUCAGCUUGCGGUACGCCUUGCAGCUGCUGACUCCAGCAAGCAUUCUGGCCCGAGUCAACGGACACCCUAGUGGCAUCGAGGUGGCGGACGUUGUCGAGUGCGAAGACCUUUUCUUGGACGCGAAGCGCAGUGCACAGAUUGUUGCCCAGGACAGCAGCAUGUUCUUGCAAUAG